This is a messenger RNA of Triticum aestivum (bread wheat), 1325 nucleotides long. RefSeq names its product cytochrome P450 89A2-like. The record is from RefSeq and is a predicted model, not a curated record. Gene Ontology annotation, cellular component: membrane. Bases 66 to 1325 code for a protein of 419 amino acids. NCBI's taxonomy places the organism in Eukaryota, Viridiplantae, Streptophyta, Magnoliopsida, Poales, Poaceae. The transcript is spliced from 3 exons. Gene Ontology annotation, molecular function: heme binding; oxidoreductase activity, acting on paired donors, with incorporation or reduction of molecular oxygen, NAD(P)H as one donor, and incorporation of one atom of oxygen; iron ion binding.
UCAACUACCGCGUGCCAAGCCCAUGCGUGAGUAAAUACGGCAGGCGCAGCUCAACCCAUCAAGCCAUGGCAGACUUGCUCCUCCUAACCCUGCUUCCCUUGGCUCUCCUCUUCCUCCUCCUCCACCAUGCAUCGCCAAUCAAAGCCCUUCUCACGAGGGCCAAGUCGGUUUUGGCACCGGAGCUCUCCACGGUGUGGAAGCCACAGCCAGCUAGCAUCUUCGUCACGGACCCCGAGACGGCGCACAGCCUUCUCGUGCGCGGCAGCGCCGGUGGCUCCUUCUCCAACCGCCCACCGUCCAUUUCUCCCAGCGCCAUCCUCUCGCGCCGUCAAUACCAGAACAUCACCUCCGCUCCCUACGGUGAGCACUGGCGCGCCAUUCGUCACAACCUCACAUCAGAGGUCCUCCACCCAACGCAGCUCCACCGGCACGCGUCAGCGCGCCGCCGUGCACUACAUGGACUCGUCGUGGACCUCGCCGAGCAGAGGAAAAACGGCGUGGUUCACGCGGCGGAGAGCAUCCGCUACGCUAUGUUUGGCCUGGUGGCCAACAUGUGUUUCGGCGACGACAUCGACAAUAACCGCGUCCGUGCCAUGGCCGACGCUCAGAGUGACCUCGUCAAGUCCCUAUCUACGGCGCGCGUGUUCGCGCACGCGAAGCUCCCCGCACUGACCAGGCUCAUUUAUCGUAAUCGGUGGAAGAAGCUAGCCGCCCUGCGACAGCAGCAGGAGCAGACGUACCUACCACUCAUCGACUCCCGUCGCGGCCGGCACCGGCGACCCAGCGAGACGCCGGUGUAUGUGGACACGCUCAUCGAUCUCAAGGUGCCGGACGACCACAGUCAGGACCCAAGGCGGCAUCGAAGAAGGCUGUCCGAUGGUGAACUCGUCGGCAUGUGCUCCGAGUUCCUUGGUGCUGGAACUGAAACGACAGCAUCAGCGCUGCAGUGGAUCAUGGCCAACUUGGUGAAGCGUCCUGACAUACAGGAGGCCGUCCGGAAGGAGAUCAAUGCCGUCGUGGGUGCGGACGCCGAGGAAGUCAGCGAGGUUGUUCUUGGGAAGCUGGAGUACCUGCACGCUGUGAUCAUGGAGGCACUCCGGCUGCAUCCGCCGACGUCUUUUAAUGGCCAGACUGUCUUAGCUAUACCUUUGCUGGUUUGUCAGGUCAUUAUAACGGGUAGAUGCAGGAGGAUGAGGGGUGGGCGGGGCGGUGAGGCUGAGCAGGAGCGCCGCUGGCCGCGGGUGGUGGUGGUCGACGGUUCGGCCGGUGGUCCAUCUGGCGGUUGGAUGGAGAAGAAGAAAGUUGUCUGGAGGAUAAAGAAGUAA